This is a messenger RNA of Megalobrama amblycephala (Wuchang bream), 2821 nucleotides long. RefSeq lists its product as uncharacterized. The record is from RefSeq and is a predicted model, not a curated record. The coding region runs from base 828 to 2480 and encodes 550 amino acids. Lineage: Eukaryota; Metazoa; Chordata; Actinopteri; Cypriniformes; Xenocyprididae. The transcript has 3 exons.
GUACUCUGUGCAGAGUUGAUUUAACUCUGGGGAUUUUACCGUGUAAUGUGCAUGUUCAUCAUGUGAUUUGUUAACAUCACACGAGUGAUCUUGUGUCGUACUGUCUUGUUUUUAUCAGUAAAACCACAUUUGGCUGUGUUUGUGCUGUAAAUAACUGUGGCAAAACGAUUGCAAUAACAAUUGAAAACCUGUUUUAAAUUCUUUUUGAACAAACCUGGUGGAUGCCUACAGUAUUUUAGGAAGUCAAAAUCAUGAUUUUGCAUUGUGAAAGUCAUUAUGUCAAAUGAAGCAUGUACUUAAGUCAAUGGUGUAGCCACGAUCCUAUGCAAAUCUGAGAGAAAAACAACCAUUUUGAAAGUCAAAUGUGUUUGGACUAAAACAAAGGCAAAGAGGGGAUACUUAGAGAGAAGAAGAGUGCUGAUACGAGUUUUUGCUGCGGUUGGGUUUAGGUCAGUAGAGCAGGCAACUUGUGUGGAAAAUUGUUGGAGUAUUUAACUACAAUGUUUCUGCAGAGAAAUAUAUAUUUGCCUUGUUUGAAAUGUAGAGAAAAUCUUAAGACAACUUUUUUGUUGUCUCAUGGUCUUUUACUUGAUUAUCUAGGAUGAUGUUGGAUUAUCUUUAGAGACUUUUUUGACAUCCUAUGGAUUUUAGAAUUUUUUGGUCAUCACUUUAAUUUACUUUGUUCUAAUUAGUUGCUUUGUGACAGGAUUCUGUGUUGCAUGUAAUCAAAAACAUUCAAUUUAUCUAUACACAUUGUAUAUUUUUUUUCUGUUAUUCUUCUUUUUGUCUUUUCUUCCAGCAAGUUAAAGCAAGUUUAAGCCAUAAUCAUGCUUGUUGUUCUGCUGAUCGCAUCAAUGUUUUGCCAAGGUCUUACAGUAGUAAGCUAUGGAAACAACUUCAUCACUGCCUUUCCGGAGAACCUAGGUUUCUUCUAUCCGUCUUCUCUCGGGAACAUACUAAAAGUCACGGCACUUCAUGACAACACUAACUUCACGGUCUUCUACAAAAACACACAGAAAGUCGUACAAAUCCAGCGGUCAGGGCAGACCAUGAUUGUGAAUUUUCCAGAAUCUGCUGAAGUAAAUCAACUAGGCUCUUCAAACGCAUCUGUAAGAAUUACCAGUGACAAAAGCAUCACAGUGGUUUCUGUAAGUAAGCGGGACACAAGCAUCCAGACCAAUGUCGUCCAGCCCACGGUAAACCUUGGUACAAACUAUAUGAUCCCUAUGCUGGAUUACCCAGAGUAUCUUGCAUCCUUCGACCUACCUAGUCUUGUCAGUACAACCAUGAGAUACAGCUCAUUCAAGUUACUCAUUAUCAAUGCGGUGGACAGUCAAAACAGCAUCACUAUAGUCAAGCAAACAUCAACAGAUGUUCAAGAAGAGACGUUCAAUAUCGACUCUUAUCACCUGGUCCAGCUUCAGACCAACGGUUCCAUUCUGAGGGUCAAAUCUAGCAAAGAAGUAGCUGUGAUUUUGACCCACCCGUGUGUGGAGACUGCAGACUGUAACUGUAACAUGGUAAUGAAUCAGAUUCUUCCCACAAAGCUUCAGGGUCGGAGCUUUAUCAUACCUUCCAUUUUCAACGUGGCCAAGACCCGGUUACUUGUGCUGUCAGAAAACUCGUCUUCGCUAUUUCACGAUGGUAACCAGAUACAAGCUACUUCCUCAGCUCUUCUGCCAUUUUCAAACCUGGAGACAUCUCAACUGGUAAAUUCUUCAGGCAGAGUGUCCCUCAGACUUGUCAGUCCAGGCCUCAUUGUGGAAUUGAUCCCAGACACCAUGUUUUUUGCUUGCUACCUGCUGCAGUUUAAUUCAACUAAUGGCAAGGCUGUGGUGAUAGCUGAAACAGACAGCAAAGAUGAUGUGCGCACACAUGAAGGAUUGCUUCCAGCAUCUGAAUGGACUGCAAUUGCUGGCACAAAGUUCUCUUCAACUGUAGUUACUAUACCAGACCUCAGGGCCACAGUCUGGCAUCCGACCUCAAAGAUUGCUGUUUAUAUGUUGGAAUACAUGUCUGAAAAAGUAGUUUUUGGAGGCCCAGCUAUACCCAUCAAUGAAAAACCAGAUCUGCAUGGCUGUAUGUUGGUUCCUGGAGCAUUUUCGGUUGGACGUGACUCUCUGAAUUGGACGGAGUCACGUGAGUUCUGCAUGAAUAAUGGAAAUCAGCUUGCCUGUCCUGUAAGCAAAGCCGUCCUGCAGGACAUGGCUGAUAACCUGACCACAGAGGACGGGCAUGGCUGGAUAGGUCUCCGCCGCAGUCUACUAACUACAGAGUGGUACUGGCAGGACGAGCAUGAACCCCCAACUAAUGUCAGUUACGUUCACUGGGAUGACGGGCAUCCUUUGGACCCUUUGAAGGGCUUAUGUACUUCAGUGUCCCUGGACUCUAAAAAUGAUUUCAAAUGGCACAGUGCUCGUUGUUGUGAUAAAAAGAAGCCUGUCUGCUACAAAAGGCCAGCAUACCUCAAUCCUCUAUAAGAUUGGUUUAAAGACAUGUUUAGUGCUUAUUAGUAAAGUGCUAUUCUUCAGGAUCAUUAAGUUUAUAUUUGCAUCACCACCUGCAUAUCUGUAUUUUUAAAUAAAUGUCAUUUGUCUUUAUACUAGAUUUAUAUUAGAUGCAUAAUAAUAUUAAAUAAGGCUAAUGACUUUUUUGAAAUUAUGUCAAGCAGUUGCAUUGAUACCAUAAAUGAAUGGAAAUGUUUUAAAACAUUCAAACUGAUCCUGAAUUAAACUGUUUUCAACUUAGCUCAGACAUCAACUCAAAUGGAAGCAGGAAGAUCCUGGAGUCACAUCAACAAUAAAAUUAAAUUAAAACUCUA